GUUCUUCGAUGUCACUCGCGUGUGCCUCUCUUCAACACCAACCUCGGCACCUUGGGUCGUUGAAAAGCAGUCCUUCCUCCUUAUCGUACGCCUGCGCCUCGCCGGCAUGGCAUGUUUCGAAUUCGAAAGAUCACAAGAGGGGACUUGAUUUCUUUGAGUAGCCGCAAACAAUGCGCGCGUCGGAUCACGAGGCGGUGUAUCGACAAUGGCCCGGGAAGCGGAAGUUGAAAGUAACAAUGACGGUCUUCCCAAGGUGACCGAGACCUCGCCGUCUCCAUCACCACCGCCUUUACCGCCCCGCCAGAUUAUUUCGAGCGACGGUCCUGCUCAGGUAGCGCCGGCUCAAGCGAAGCCGACCACGGCCGUGUCAUCUAUCGACAUCUCAACUGUGUCGUUCCCGGACGGUUCCCGAGGCACAUUUUCCACGAGCGCACCUCGCGUCAGCUUUACGCCGCAUGCUAGCGGGUAUGGGACGCCGAGCCGCGACGCCACGGCCGGCGGCGACCUUGCCGACUCGAUGAGCGUCAUGAGUUUUGCGCCGACAUUGCGCCCGCAUGGAGACCUAGCCAGUCUGGUCGCGGAUGGUCUUAAUAGGAAGAGCCGUGCCUGGAACAUGUUAAGGUCGCAGUCGGAGACCGUCCAGCCGUUCGAAAGCAUCGAGCUCGGCGCCCCCGGCAGCCUCACCGGUUUCGAGAGGGAAUUUGACGAUAUCCCGGACGAUAAAACCGACGAUAUCAGGAUGACCAUCUGGAAAUCCAAGAUGAAGCAUUACAUGAUUCUGUCGUCUGCUGGAAAGCCCAUAUAUAGCCGCCACGGCGAUCUGGGCUUGGUUAACUCGUACAUGGGUGUGGUGCAGACCAUCAUCUCAUUCUACGAAGGAGCCAAAAACCCUUUGCUGGGCUUUACCGCCGGCAACGCACGAUUCGUCAUUGCCAUCGAGGGCCCCCUUUAUUUCGUAGCCAUCAGCAGGCUAGGCGAGAGCGAUGCUCAGCUCAGAAGCCAGCUCGAAGCCUUGUACAUGCAGAUAUUGUCCACCUUGACGCUACCGACCCUUAAGAACAUAUUCGUUCAUCGCCCCUCGACGGAUCUCAGGAAGCCCCUCGAGGGUACCGAAUCGCUCCUCUCGUCUCUCGCCGACAGCUUUACUCGAGGCUCCCCCUCGACUCUUCUUGGCGCCCUCGAAUGUCUGAAGUUACGAAAGUCCCAGCGUCACGCCAUAAACAACAUUUUCCUCAAAAGCCGCUGCGAAAAGCUGCUCUACGGACUCGUCGUCGCAGGUGGAAAGCUGGUGAGCGUCAUCAGGCCACGGAAACACUCGCUGCACCCGAGCGACCUCCAGCUCAUCUUCAACAUGCUCUUUGAAUCGGGCGGCAUCAAAUCCGGCGGCGGGGAGAGCUGGAUCCCACUCUGCCUCCCGGCCUUCAACAACCGCGGCUAUCUCUACAUGUACGUCAGUUUCUUCGACGAAAACCCCGACUCAGCCUUUCCCGCCGAGGCAACCGCACAGCCUACCCCUGAAUCAUCGGCCGACACCAACACGACCGAGACCAAUACGGCCAACACGAUCGAAAAGGAAGACGAAAUCGCCCUGAUCCUCAUCUCCCCAGACAAAGAAUCCUUUUACGACUUCAAAGAGAUGCGCGAUAAGCUCGCCGCCCAGCUCACCAAAACAGGCCACCUCUCUCUCAUCCGGUCCGCCGCCCGCGAGCGCCGUCUCCAGAUCCAAACCAUCGCCCCGGGCGCCCAAAUCGCCCACUUCCUCUACAAGUCGCGCGCCAACGUGCAGUUCUGCAUGUCCGCCCUCGAACCGCCCACCCCAAACCAAAACCCAACCCCCAGCGCACCAUCCGCGCCAUCCGCACCGUCCACAUCCUCCGCAUCCUCCGCAACAGCGACAGCAGAAACAGCAACAGCGCCAUCAACCCCAGAACCGGAACCAGAAAGGAUGCUCACCCGCCGGCGCCUGAUGACGCUCUACCACGAGCUGCACGCGUCGAUGCACGCCAAGCACGCGCACCUCAAGGUGCUGCACGGCGUCGGCGAGGACGCCGCCAGCCUGGCGUGGAUCACGCCCGUGUUCGAGUUCUACUGCGUGGCCGGGCCCAACGUGCCGCGCGCGGCCAUGGCGCAGGGGGCGAACCGGGUGAUCCAGUGGGCGAAGCGGGAGGAGGAGCGGUUGUUUAUUAUUGGGGGCGGGGUGUUUUAG
This is a messenger RNA of Chaetomium fimeti, 2206 nucleotides long. Its product is annotated as trafficking protein Mon1-domain-containing protein. The record is from RefSeq and is a predicted model, not a curated record. Gene Ontology annotation, biological process: vesicle-mediated transport; protein targeting to vacuole. NCBI's taxonomy places the organism in Eukaryota, Fungi, Ascomycota, Sordariomycetes, Sordariales, Chaetomiaceae. The transcript has a single exon. Bases 206 to 2206 code for a protein of 666 amino acids. Gene Ontology annotation, cellular component: fungal-type vacuole membrane; Mon1-Ccz1 complex.